Patella vulgata (common limpet) is the source of this 2560-nucleotide messenger RNA. Its product is annotated as D-beta-hydroxybutyrate dehydrogenase, mitochondrial-like. Gene Ontology annotation, molecular function: oxidoreductase activity. The record is from RefSeq and is a predicted model, not a curated record. Lineage: Eukaryota; Metazoa; Mollusca; Gastropoda; Patellidae. The transcript has 6 exons. The coding region runs from base 525 to 1640 and encodes 371 amino acids.
AAGCGAGUAUCUGUUAUGUCAUGUGAUUAUUUUAUUUGACCUGUAUAACGUGUGUGUAAGUAGGCUCCUAUAUAUUAUACUGUUAAAAUUAUAUUUCAAACGAAGGGGUAACCGGUUCAGCUAUAACAUAUUUUGUAUCAACGCAUAAGUUGGGUUUAUAGUAGCUGCCGCAAGAAGCGUCAAACCAUCGGACCGUAGGUAGGAAAGUCACGAAAAACGAGCUGGGUGUAAGCCCCUAAAUUCUUCUGCGAUUUUGAACCCGCUGUGCUGUUAAAAUUGUUCUAUCCCUACCUAUCAGUAGAUGCAUCCUUACGAGGUCUAGCGGGCGCAAUACAGUGGGCUUUAACAUCCUACCUUUUUGCACCGAUGGAAACUUUGCUCGAACAGCGGCCUACCUGCCUACUCUUUAUCGAAAUUAAACUUUCAAGGGGUCUUUUACGUGUACACCAAAGUGUUCACGGGAGAUCGACCGGUUGCAGUUGUCAUUAAAUCCUUUAUCUUUAAGAUUGAUAUAUCUAGGUAUUAUGUUUUAUUAUCAGUGGCGUUUUAUCAUCAUGAUGGAAACCCCACCGAUCAUACCAUCGUCAUACUAUAAGAGACUAAUGAUAUGGUCUGGUAUUGUAAUGGUAUGGAUGUUUAUAUAUGAACUGAUUUGUAUGGUUAUGCUAUCUAUAGUGUUAUAUGGUGUUUAUCAUUAUACAAUAUACAAAAGAAAUAAAGAAGUUAAAAUAGAUGUGACAGGAAAAGCUAUAUUUAUAACUGGAUGCGAUACUGGUAUUGGGCACGAACUAGCAUUAACAACUAAUGAUCAAGGAUUUGUUGUAUUUGCUGGUUGCUUGGAUCCAGAUGGUAAUGGUGCUGAAAUACUAAGGUCAAGGUCGUCUAAGAGAAUUCAUAUAGUUAAAUUAGAUGUAACUAACGAUGAACAAGUAGAAGACAGUCUGCAAUAUGUGAAAAAUACAUGUAAAGAAAAUGGUUUGGUACUGUGGGCUUUAAUAAAUAAUGCUGGAAUAGCCACAGAAGGUCCAAUAGAACUACUGAAUAUCUCCGAGUAUAAACGGGUUGGUGAUAUAAACCUGUAUGGUACAGUUCGUGUCACUAAAGCCUUCAUCCCUUUACUUCGACAAUCAAAAGGUCGUAUCAUGAACAUGUCAAGUGAAAGAGCUAUACGAUUUCCCGCUAUGUCAUCUGUCUACUGUAUGUCUAAAGCAGGAGUAGAAGCAUUUUCUGACAGUCUUCGUCUAGAAAUGUCUAGAUUUGGUGUAAUGGUUAGCAUCAUAGAACCGGGACAUUUUGGUCAAGCUACAGCAAUUCUUCAUCAACCUGUUAUUAAUAGGAACAGAAAACUAAUGGAAACUGAAUUCGAAAACUCACCAGAUGUAGUAAAAGGUGUAAAGAAAGUAUACUGCCAACAAGAUAUUGACGCAGUUUUAGAUGCCAUGGUUGGUUCCAUAGCAACCGGCUUCCCCCACCUUCAACCAUUACUUAAUGUUAUGGCCAGUGCAUUGGUUGAUCCUAACCCACGUGAACGGUAUUUGGUUGGCGGUACGAAUGGUCUUGUGGAUCCCAGAUCUGUGAUCUGCCGACUUAAAACGUACUUGCCAGACUCCAUUAUUGACGUCAUAACGGGAAUGGUGUGAACGUUAGUUAGAACUGUGUGUCAUUUUCUACGUCUUAAUCCACAAUGUACUCAAAUUGAUUAUUUAACAUUUAAUUAAAAAGAGGUCCACAAAAUGUUGACAAAUUUUUAAUUCAUCAUAUCUUUGUAAUACCGUAAUUUAACUUUCACCAUACAGUAGUUUGCAAUGACUUUAAUGAAUGAAUUUUAAUCCAAGUAGUUUAUAAUUAAUUGUAGACAUUUUUCUUCUUAACAUUCAUUUUAUCAAUCACGUGAAUGUCAGUUUUAUUGUUGUCAGUUUCGAGAUUUAAUUUUCAUUCCAUUUACUAGGUCGGACACUUUAUUAGAAUCUAAGGACACGUUUGAGAAAGGCUAUUAUUUGAUAACCAAUCAAAUGUUUGGGUAAUAAGAACCUUUCAAAAAAUUUUGCGGAAUUUUCUGUAUCAUGGGUUUGGAUUGGUGGGAUGAAGAAGAGUUGACCAGAAACAGUUGUCGCAUUACUGAACGCACCCAGGACCACGAUAAAGUAUAAAUAACCGAAAAUAAAAUGAAAGAAAUGUGUCCGGUUUAUGUAUUGUUUUAGUGAAUUAAGUCAAUUUGAAUCACUGAAAAUUAAAUAAAGUAGAAUAAGAGAGUAUAAAUUUUUAACAAAUCGUUUAUUUACAUAAUAACUAUAUAAAGAACUUUAUAACAAUAUCACAUAGCAGAGCACUGGGAUAUAAGCAUUUGGGGGGGGGGGAUAUAUAAUAACUUAAACUUGGUGACAAUAUAUAUAUAAUAUGUUCAAGCACUAAAUUGGCAUUUUGGAAAUGAUUUAUUACAGCCAAACCGCUUUUAUGCUUUUAUUUAGGUGACAAAAGGGGUCGGAUUGGGUAUAUAUUGCAUGUGUGUUCAUUGGUGAGAGUGUAAGCUUUAUGUGAUUAAAGUCUGUAUUUAAUUUGA